Erigeron canadensis is the source of this 3260-nucleotide messenger RNA. Its product is annotated as DExH-box ATP-dependent RNA helicase DExH8. Gene Ontology annotation, biological process: maturation of SSU-rRNA from tricistronic rRNA transcript (SSU-rRNA, 5.8S rRNA, LSU-rRNA). Gene Ontology annotation, molecular function: RNA binding; ATP binding; metal ion binding. The record is from RefSeq and is a predicted model, not a curated record. Bases 49 to 3111 code for a protein of 1020 amino acids. Gene Ontology annotation, cellular component: nucleolus; intracellular anatomical structure. NCBI's taxonomy places the organism in Eukaryota, Viridiplantae, Streptophyta, Magnoliopsida, Asterales, Asteraceae. The transcript has 14 exons.
UCGUGACAUCCCUCUCUCCGAGGGUUUGUUUCUAUUUCUACAGUAGCGAUGGCCGUACCGUCCACUUCCUCACCUCCGCCGUCACCCUCUCCGUCACAGUCGCCGUCUUCGUCACAGUCGCCAUCGGAGAAUUUUAGUCACCUUCCAAUCAUGUCUCUCCGGAACAAAAUUGUGGAGAAGAUUAUGGAGAAUCGCGUUACUUUGAUUGUUGGUGAAACUGGCUGCGGGAAGAGUUCACAAAUUCCUCAAUUUUUGAUCGAAGCAAAUAUUGAGCCAAUAGUUUGUACACAACCUAGAAGAUUUGCUGUGGUGGCAGUUGCUAAAAUGGUGGCAAAAGCUCGAAACUGUAUAACUGGGGGAGAAGUUGGGUAUCACAUUGGCCACUCCAGAGUUAUGUCUGCCAGCUCUAAGAUUGUAUUCAAAACUGCUGGAGUUUUGUUGGAGGAAAUGCGAGAAAAAGGAAUGAAUGCUCUAAAGUAUAAAGUUAUUAUUCUUGACGAAGUGCAUGAACGAUCUGUCGAGUCAGAUCUUGUCCUUGUAUGUGUGAAGCAGUUUAUGAUAAAAAAUAGCGGGUUAAGGGUGGUAUUGAUGUCUGCUACUGCUGACAUUACAAGAUAUAAAGAAUACUUUAGAGAUCUUGGUCGAGGUGAAAGAGUUGAAGUUCUAGGAAUUCCUAGCUCUAGCCAGCAUACCUUGUACCAGCGAAGGGUCUCUUAUCUUGACCAGGUGGUUGAACUUCUUGAGUUGAGUUCAGAAUCCGCAUCUUUGAAAUAUUGCUCUGGAUCAAACCCAUCUGAAGCUGAAGCAACUAUGACUGAGCAAGUUCACAAGCUUAUACACAAUCUAAUAUUACACAUUCAUAAAAACGAACCGGACAUGGAGAAGAGCAUUUUGGUAUUCCUUCCUACGUAUUAUGCUUUGGAGCAACAAUGGACUGCUCUUAGUCGUUUUAGUAGUGCUUUUAAAGUUCACAUCCUACAUAGUAGCAUUGACACAGAGCAAGCUCUUAAUGCAAUGAGAAUCUGGAAGUCUCAUAGGAAGGUUAUAUUGGCAACAAACAUUGCAGAAUCCUCUGUAACAAUACCAAAAGUUGCCUACGUGAUUGAUUCAUGCAGAUCUCUGCAAGUUUACUGGGAUGCAACUAGAAAGACCGAGUCUUCAGAGAUUGUUUGGGUAUCUGAAUCUCAGGCUGAGCAACGCCGGGGAAGAACAGGCCGCACUUGUGAUGGGGAAGUAUAUCGACUUGUCACCGAAUCAUUUUUUGGCCAACUUGAGAAAUAUGAGACUCCAUCAGUAUUGAAGUUAUCAUUGAGGCAACAGGUGCUUCUUACAACUUGUGCUGAAUCAAGGGCCAUUAACGAUCCAAAGGUGUUGCUACAAAAGGUUAUGGAUCCACCAAGUUCUGAAGUUGUUGAUGAUGCACUAGAACUACUGGUCCAUAUUCAUGCUUUGGAAAAAACAUCUUCUAGAGGCCGUUAUGAGCCAACUUUUUAUGGACGAUUGCUUUCCAGCUUUUCUCUGUCUUUCGAUGCUUCCAUGCUUAUUUUGAAGUUUGGAGAAGCCGGGAUGCUACGUGAAGGCAUUAUAAUGGGUAUCUUGAUGGAUACACAGCCCUUACCAAUCAUUCGUCCCUUUGGAGAAGACGCACUGUUUUCUAAGUUCACUGAUGACUACUAUAAUCAAGAUGGUAAGCUCACUGGUUUGAUGGGUAGGAAAGAAGUGAUAUUCAUGGCAAACUUUUGUGCCUUUCAAUUCUGGCAACGUACUUUCCAGGAUAAUCGCCGUCUUGAGCGGUUGAAACACCUUUUGAAGUUUGAUGAGACAAAAGGUGCCGAAUUACUGUCAUUGAAGAUUGAAGAAGAGUGGUGCUUGUUCCACAAUCUUGUGCAGUCAUCACUCCAGCAUAUUACUAAUAUAUAUGAGAGUGUUCUUAGUUCCGUGCAUAGAUAUCGCCCUGCGUUUCUACCAACCUCUGAAGGUCUACCAGCUUGCUAUGAGCCCUAUGAAUUUCAGCAUACAUGUCUUCUUGCAGUUGAGCAGAACAAAGACUCUGAUACUCCUGGCAUUGACGAUGACCCCAGCAAUUCUAUUCAUGAAACAAAAAGAUGUGUAUCUUUGCCUUUUGUGGAUGCAAAUGCAUUUAGGAAGAAUGAGGUGGCUUUAAGCUUGGCUAAUUCGAUUAAAGAGAUAAGGAUUCGUUAUCUGGAAGAUAUAUCUGGCAACCAGCUGAUUUCCAACUCUUACAGCAGUGUAGAGGCUUCUAUAUGUAGAUUUUUUGUCAGUGGGACAUGCAACAAGGGAAACCAAUGUUUAUUUUCUCAUUCCUUAGAAGCUAAAAGACCUGUUUGUAAAUUCUUCUUAUCGUUACAGGGUUGUAGAAAUGGAAACUCGUGCUUUUUCUCUCAUAAUUCAGACCAGCUCUCCUUGCGAAAUAAUGAAGAAGAAUUAUGUGUGGCAGAAGAUGCAUCUGCUGAUGCUUCUCUCCUGUUGAGGUUAUUUCCUGCUCCAGAUGAUGGAUGCAUUCUUAUAUUUGACGACCAUGAUAUUCAAUUCUCUACAAGUUUUGCUCAAUUUUACAAGCCUUCAUCUAUAGUCUGCACAACCCCUUCAGUUAAGGCUUCAAAUGGCUAUAUCCAAGAUUUAAGAAUAAUUAGGGGACUCUCCCAUCCACAUGGAACUAUCAUUUCCAAAGCUGCGAAUAACAAAAUCCCAUGGCAAACAGUCAAGGAUGUUAUAUGGGUUCCUAAGUUCAGCAAUGAUGUCGAGGACUGGGAAGAACAGAAAGGGCUCAUUAAAAUGUUCUUUGACUAUCUUGCUAUCCGUAUUUUGGGUGAUUCUUUAUAUGAGGUCCAAGUUAUCCUUGUGAUGAACAACCUCCGAUUCGCUCAACUGCAGGUUGAAAAUAUUGCGCGAGAGAGUUUCUUUUACCUUAGAGAAUCAUUUGCAUUUGAUGAGUACAGCUUUGGGAUGUUGUCUGAUGGGGUCGCUAGUAAAAAGCCCAUGGUGGUCUCAAGCGCAAUUGUGUUUGCAUUCAACUUGCAUCCUCCUACUGAUAUUCAGUUUGGUGACUAUACCUCAGUUCUUCAUGAGCAGCUACAUAACAUAAGUUAGUAUGUGCUAAGGGUAGUUUUUGAUUGUAGGUUAACUUGUAAUGGUGCUUUUGUGGCUUGGAUUAGUAAUGUGAUUUUAACUCAUCGCUUCUAGGUGAUUUUUGCCAGUGGAAACUUUAAUCAUCUUUGAUGAUGGAACUUAUAUGUGAA